AUGUCCGCGACCGACUCACUUUGCGUUAUCUUUCGGUUGCGACAUCGGGACCGACGUGACUGGAUCGUCUCAGCCACUUUCCGGACGUAUAUCCUGACCAAUGCCGGAAGCGAAGUUGAUGCGGAAUUCGUGAUCAACGGCCGAGACCAAGAAAUCAGGAAGACUCGGCUUAGGGCUGGGGAUCAGAAAGAAAGUACAGUCAAGACGACGAUGUGCAGUAUCGAGGCGACGGAUCUCUGGCCAUUUCAGGACUCGGAGGACAACAUAUGUUGGAGCCUAGGAUACGAGAUAGCCCGGAUUUUGUUGAUUGACAGCUUGCUAAUGAGGCUUGGGAUGCAGGAAGUCCUGUCCAUACCGCUUCCUCUAGAAGCGGCAUUUCUCUCGCCUAUGAAGAUCUAUGCCAGUGUACACCAAGUCACCGAUUUCUCCGACACGCUUACAUUUCCGACGUAUGCGGGAUGCGUCUCGUUGGUGGUUUUCCUCCUCCAGCUGCUGUACAUGAGCUUGUGGAGAAAUCGGUCUGCUAGGAAGUCGGCUCCUGAAGACAUCUCAACGAAUAGCGCCGAUUCUGAUACAGUGUUUCCCGAAGAAGAAACUACCGAAGUCGAUACACAAUCACGUAUUGCGCGCCAUGACACUCCACAAGGGGGUUCGACUAUUUUUGCGUUCAACGUUGGCAAGCUGGUCGCAUGUGCAGUGUUGUUGACCUUGUCGCUCAUCUCUUGGGUUGUGAGCUUGUCUGAUGACGAUUCGUCGGCACUUGGUCUUUCGCAAACGUGGGUCUUAGGAGGCCUUUGUUUGACGCACGCAUAUGUCCUGAUCCUGACAUUCGUCCCUCUAUUGGCCAAACCGGCGUGGGGCUCGAUUGCCUCUGGACAUGCCACACUUGUCCUACUCUGCGCAUUGGCAGUAUAUUUAUAUCGCGAUGUGUGGCCAUACGCGACGUUCACACAAAAGCCGCUCGACACCUCUGAGGGCGUGAUGCUUUGGGUCAAGAUAGCCGAUCUGAUUGUUGCGGCGCUCAUCAUUCCUUUAUUUACGCCGAGAAUCCACGAGCCAUUCGAUGCUAAGGUAAGAAUACCAAACGGUACAAACCCAUCGUCACAUCCGCAUCCUGAGCAAACAACACCAAUCCUAUCGCUCAUGUUAUUCUCGUGGUUAGACGAGUUGGUAAUGAAAGCGUAUCGCAUGCCACAUCUUCCGGUCGACGAGCUUCCGCCCCUGGCCGAUACUGAUAGCGCGGGGAACCUGGUCAAGCGAGCGUUCAAGGUCCUCUCCGAGUUCGGUAACCCAGUAGGGAUCAAGUAUUUGCUCGCAUAUAUCGAGAGUGGUGGUGCCGACGCCGACGUGCGGCCCUGGGUCUGGAUUACAUGGUUCUUCAUCGGACCAAUGGCAGGAGUGAUUGUCUUUUCAUUAUACUACAUGGCUUCGAUGAGGGUGGCGGUGCAGCUGGAGGCUGUUGUCACCGAGCUCGUCUUCACCCACGCCCUUCGGAUCCGUAUGAAAGCCGAGACAUCGGAGGACGCACCUACCGCCCCUGUGACCCCCGUUAAUGCGUCAGCUGUGCCGUCGAGUGCAGCUCAGAGCGAGGAUGAGGCCACUGUUCGUGAGGAAGAGACAUUCGCGGAUUCGACUACUGCGAGCACUCAGUCAGCUAAGGCUAAGCAAAAGUCAAAAAGCACACCCGAGCAAGCGGUUGUGUUGACUCAGCCGACAGCAGGCGAAGAGAAGGACAGGGACAAGGACAAAAGUCUCGUUGGUAAAAUCAACAAUUUAAUCACGAGUGAUCUCGCAAAUAUCACCAAAGGGCUUGAGUAUGCUCAGAUCUUCGUACGAGUUCCUGUUCAGCUUGUGUUGUGCGUCUGGUUUCUUUACACGAUCCUCGGAUGGAGUGCUACUUCCCGUUUCUGGAAUGCUUGCGAACAUGCUACGCGGAAUACAAACUACACGAUCGAAGAGGCCCUGGGUGUGAUCCGGAUGGUCAAGUUGUUCGGCUGGGAAUCGCACUUGAUGCGUCAGAUAUCGAAGAAGCGUGAAGACGAGCUAGCUUGGUUGAGGAAGAGCAGACUGCUGAACCUUUUCAACAGCAUGGUCGACUACUUUAUUCCGUUGUCGACAAUGAUGAUCACGUAUUGGACCUAUAUGGGCGUAGCGUUCUCAAUGCUCACUAGCCAGAUCCACGUGUGCUUCGGGCUACUCCCGGAAUUCAUUCAAGGUAUUACGGAACUUCUGGACGACUUCUCCGAAAACACCAGCCCCAAUCCUGACGAGCGAAGAAUCCAUAGCAGUGCUACAGACCUUGAUGUGAUUGGCUUCCGAGACGCGACGUUCACAUGGGCCAAUGAAGAGCAGGCACCGCCUGAUGGACGUUCACGGCAGAGAUUCAUGUUACGCAUCGAGAACGAGCUCACAUUCAAGCAGGGUUAUAUCAAUCUCAUCGUCGGCCCUACAGGCUCCGGGAAGACCUCGAUGCUGAUGGCCCUAUUGGGUACGAUGGCUCCAGAAUCUCGGAUUGGGAAUGAGGAACUCAACAUGGCGAUGCUAUCUGAGCUUAUGCGCCGCAUCAGCAAAACAUCCUGUUUGGUGCAACGUACGACGAAGCACGGUACAACAAAGUGUGGAUUGAAACGAGACUUGGAGCUAUUCGACGCCGGUGAUAUGACGGAAGUUGGCGAGAGAGGAAUAACGCUCAGUGGAGGUCAAAAGGUGAUACAUCUGGAAACUCCCGAGACGUCAGCUGCACGGGUUACUCUCGCUCGUGCGGUAUACUCGACCGCUGAGAUAUUUCUGCUUGAUGACAUAUUGGCGGCUCUUGAUGUGCACACUGCUCGCUGGAUAGUUGAGAAAUGCUUGAAGGGUGACCUUAUCCGAGGUCGAACCGUACUCCUGGUCACUCAUAAUAUCGCAAUGGCGAGCCCUGUGUCUCAGUUUGUUGUUUCUCUUGGAGUUGAUGGACGAGUCUUAAGUCAAGGAUCGCUCUCGAGCGCUCUGGCGCAUGACAAGACGCUUGCUGCUGAAACAGAAAAAGACCGCCAAGCCAUCGAAAAGGUCGAAUAUGAUGCCAUUGCGGAAGACGUCUACGAGAGUGCCAAGAAGGCCAGUGGGAAAUUGAUUUUGGAGGAGGAGAUUGCUGAAGGCCACGUUGGCUGGUCAGCAGUGAAGCUGUACUUGACAAACCUUGGGGGCCGACACCAAAUUAUCUUCUGGAUCGGUUGCUUGGGUGCUCUCUUCGUGUCCGAGUGCAUCGAAACUUCCCAGGUGUGGUAUCUAGGUUAUUGGGCACGACAGUACGAGGAGCAUCCCGCGAAUGAGGUCAAGGUAUCAUUGUACCUGUUUGGGUACGCCACUCUACUGCUAGUGUCAUUGGCGUUUUACGCCUUGCACUACACGGUGUACACAUUUGGGACCAUCAGAGCCUCAAAAAUCAUCCACAACUCCCUGUUCGCAUGCGUGCUUGGUACCACAUUGAGGGUACUCGGUAACAUCAUGAACACGAGCGACGCAAUGAUUGUCAAGCUUGCGGCUGUGGUCCUCAUGUCUCCAUUCUUCUUGAUUCCUGGAGUUUUGCUCGUAGCAUUGGGAGGGUGGAUCGGUCAACUGUACAUGAAGGUGCAGUUGUCCGUCAAGCGCGAGAAGAGCACUGCGCAAGCCCCUGUUCUAGGCCUAUUUGGCGCUGCAUUCGCGGGCCUUGGUAUCCUGGAGCGCAUCAAACAGUAUAUGGACAUAGAACAGGAGCCUAAAUCUACUGACAGUGGAGUUCCUCCGGCAUAUUGGCCUUCAAGUGGAGAUCUGAAAGUCGAGAACCUGUCAGCCCGAUACUCACCGAAAUGGCAGGAUGGUCCCCUUGUAUUACAAGACAUCUCAUUCGAAGUAAAGUCCGGGGAACGAGUGGGCAUCGUGGGACGCACUGGAAGUGGCAAGAGCUCCUUGACGUUGGCUCUCCUGCGGUGUAUAGUGACGGAAGGCAAGGUAUACUAUGACGGUCUUCCAACCGAUAACCUCAAUCUCGAGGCACUCCGCUCGCAUAUCACUAUCAUUCCUCAAAUGCCCGAGCUCCUCAGUGGAACGCUGCGUCAAAAUCUCGAUCCAUUUGAAGACUACGACGACGCGGUUCUCAACGAUGCACUUCGCUCGGCUGGAUUGUUCAUCCUGCAACAAGACAUGGACGAGGGCCGCAUAACACUGGAUACCCAAAUAUCCAGUGGCGGAAGCAACCUGUCGGUCGGCCAGAGGCAAAUUCUGGCGCUUGCUAGGGCCAUCGUGCGGCAGAGCAAGCUCCUGAUUCUGGAUGAAGAUUAUGACACCGAUGCCGUCAUCCAAGAAUCCUUGCGCAAGGAACUGGAGAACGGCGUCACAGUGCUGACGGUCGCACAUCGUCUCCAAACCAUCAUGGACGCAGACAAAAUUAUGGUGCUGGAUGCGGGCCGAAUCGUUGAAUAUGACAAGCCCAGCGAACUUCUCAAAAACAAAAAUGGCCACCUUCAUGCAUUGGGGAAGGAGAGCGGAGAUGUAGAGAAGUUGUACGCUAUGGCCGCAGGAGCGGGGGCUUCUGCCUAA
Molecule: messenger RNA, 4557 nt
Organism: Postia placenta MAD-698-R-SB12
Lineage: Eukaryota; Fungi; Basidiomycota; Agaricomycetes; Polyporales; Adustoporiaceae
Exons: 34
Coding region: 1-4557 (1518 amino acids)
Biological process (GO): transmembrane transport
Cellular component (GO): membrane; fungal-type vacuole
Molecular function (GO): ATP hydrolysis activity; ABC-type peptide transporter activity; ATP binding
Source: RefSeq, a predicted model, not a curated record